Polyodon spathula (Mississippi paddlefish) is the source of this 1805-nucleotide messenger RNA. RefSeq names its product tumor-associated calcium signal transducer 2-like. Lineage: Eukaryota; Metazoa; Chordata; Actinopteri; Acipenseriformes; Polyodontidae. Bases 325 to 1266 code for a protein of 313 amino acids. The transcript is spliced from 9 exons. The record is from RefSeq and is a predicted model, not a curated record. Gene Ontology annotation, cellular component: membrane.
UUAGUAGAACCAUAACAUAAAAGGAGACUGUGAGAAGUCUGUUUCCUAAAACCAACCAUCGUGCUUGAGCUACCUUGAGAUUUUUCUUUUUACUCAUUGGUUUCGGGUGUAAUCUGAGAAGACCCCAACCCCCCGCCUUGUUUUCUGUCUGCUCCUUAUAUUGACAAAACCGGUUCUGCGAGCUUUACCUGGGGGGAUAUCGUCAGCUGCGAGAAGGAGGGACAGGGAGAGAGGCUUGUUGCGCACGGUUAGAUAACUUCUCGCCUUAUAAGAGGACGGUCGACAGCUUUAUUUUAUCAGCUUGUUUUUUUUUUCGCCAGAAACAUGAUGUCUUUUAUUGCCUUACUCGUCCUGGCUACGGUUGCCGCAACAACGGCGCAAAGUUGCGUGUGCAACACAAUGAAGUGGGCGACCUGUGAUGGCAGCCCGUGUGAGUGUAAAAUCACGCUAGGUGACCAACUUAAACAGACGCUGGAGUGUACCAAAUUGAUUCCAAAAUGCUUUCUGAUGAAGGCUGAAAUGUACAGAGCGAAGAAAGGAUUGUCCACUCGUUCAGGGGGGAAACCUACUGACCACGCCUUUGUGGAUAAUGAUGGCAUUUACGAUCCUGACUGCGAGGCCAACGGUGUCUUCAAAGCCAAGCAGUGCAACAACAGUGAUAUCUGUUGGUGUGUCAACAGUGCUGGUGUAAGGAGAACAGAUAAAGGGGGCCUGGACCUGAAAUGUGAGAAACUAGUUGAAACUGUGUGGGUGCAAGCUCAACUCAAGCACAAAGAUGGGGUGAAUCUGGAACAAUCGCAGCUGAGGAGUGCCAUGGCGAAGGCCAUUGCAGAACGCUAUAGUGUUGAUGACAAGAUUGUGACUGAAGUGAAGUACGAUAAAGCUAGCCGAACCAUUUUGGUUGAUUUGAGAAAAGGUGCAAGCAAUGUGGACAUUGCCACGGUGGGCUACUACAUGGAGAAAGAUGUCAAGGUUCUGCCGCUGUUUUACAAUGACACUAAGAAAUUUUCUCCUAGUGUUGACUCCAAAAAUUUGACUUUUGAGAACAUCCUGGUUUAUUAUGUUGAUGCCGAACCCCCUACGUUCACCAUGAAGAGAUUGACUGCCGGUGUUGUUGCUGUCAUUGUCGUAGUAGUCCUGGCCAUUAUUGCUGGUCUGGUUGUGCUGUUCAUUUCCAAGAAGAGGCAGAAGUCUGCAAUGUACCAGAAACCAGAGCAGACCACGGAGCUGGAUGAGAUGCAAAAGGAGCAGCUGACUUCUUCGUAAUGGAAAAACUAGAACUGAGAGCUGGAGAUUUAAUUGACGGCAGGAAAGUAACGAGUCGCUGAAGCCGGUUUGGAUUGGAGUAAAAGGACUUUGUACUAAAACCUGUCUUCUCCCAGUCUUGUUUGCAGAGGUGUUGCAUUAAUUGCCCUUGUUUUAAUUUUGAGGUGUGUGUUGCCUCGCUUUGUAUCGGGUAGCAUUUUACCUGUAGUGUUACACAUUGUUAAACUACAAAUAUUUAUAUGCAGAAGACAUUUUGCAUUUUCUGGUCUAUGAAAUGUUGGACAUCAAAAGUGAAUUCAUGUUUGUGCAGACAUUAGGUAUAUAGGUUUGAAGAAGGUAAAUGCAAUCGAGCUUUGUAAUAUAAAAAUGCUUUAUAAUUGCUUUAAACUAGGUCAGUUUGUGUGUGGAUUUCUUUUUUUUUUUUUUUUUUUUUUUUUUUUUUUUUUUUUUUUUUUGUAACUGCCCAGUUGGAUGGGAAAGAGGGUAAUGUUCUAUGUGAAUUUUGAUGACUUUUUUAAACAAUAAACUUUUAUAAAAUG